Callorhinchus milii (elephant shark) is the source of this 1179-nucleotide messenger RNA. RefSeq names its product dolichyl-phosphate mannosyltransferase subunit 2, regulatory (gene dpm2). Gene Ontology annotation, molecular function: enzyme regulator activity. Gene Ontology annotation, cellular component: endoplasmic reticulum membrane; dolichol-phosphate-mannose synthase complex. The transcript is spliced from 4 exons. NCBI's taxonomy places the organism in Eukaryota, Metazoa, Chordata, Chondrichthyes, Chimaeriformes, Callorhinchidae. The coding region runs from base 68 to 322 and encodes 84 amino acids. Gene Ontology annotation, biological process: GPI anchor biosynthetic process. The record is from RefSeq and is a predicted model, not a curated record.
AGCAGGGACCGGAAGCCGUGACCCCGGAAGUUGUUGACGGUCGGCGUGAGGCGGGGAAGAGAGGGAGAUGGAGAUGGGAGUAGACCAACUGGUUGGGAUGGGCCUAGUGGGGUUCAGUCUGUUAAUCUUCACGUACUACACUCUCUGGGUUAUUGUGUUGCCAUUUGUCGACAGUACUCACGUACUGCACAGCUAUUUCCUGCCACGAGAAUACGCCGUCAUUCUGCCUGCCGUCGCGGGCCUGGUCCUGGUUUUAUGUGUGGGAACAUUUAUUGUAGUGGUUAUGUGGAAAAACAAGAAACCUGCAAAGAAAACUGAUUAAACAGGAUUCAAAUGAGAAAAAUUUACAAGGUCAGAGAAUGAAUUAAACAGCGGAUUAAACUGCAGCCGGUGGAUGAAGAAAACAAACUUUUCCACUUUGCUCACGUGUGUGAGGAACAACCGCCAACUAUUGUUUCUUUGACUGUCCACUGUGUUCUAUUAAUCCAUGAUUUCAGUUUGCAGUGAAAUUGGUACCACACAGCGAGCGCCACCUUGUGUUAGUUUACAAUGGCUGCCAAACUACCCCUUGAAGAAUCCAUUUAGCUUCAGAGAACAUUGCAUCAUUUUUUUAUUCAAAUAUUGUUAGGCAAAAAUUACACAACGUAAUAAGAGUAUAACUGGACACGUCAGCAUUGACAGGAGAAACUGAAAUGCUAUUGCCCACUGGCAGAAUGGACCAAAAAAGUUCUUACCACAACUUCUCUGGCUAUAAGUGAUCAUAGAGUUUUAGUCAUGAUCAUGGAUAAAGAUUGGAUUAUUGGGUGUAUUUAUUCUACUUGUGAGGUUCAAUUGCAGAAGGUUGGAAUUGUAUAUUGUUAUGCAAACAAAGUCUAUAUAGGGCUAUUGGAAUCAGUCAUCGAGUGCAAGGCAGUUUCUGUGAGGAUGUCAGUAUUAUUAAACCUGAUUGAAAUGUGGCAUAACUGCUCUACACUGGGAUAAUUCUGGGAAAUACAAAAUGGUUCCGUGUAAACUGACACAAAGGGAAUCUCCUGUUUUGGAAGUUUGCUUUUCUAGUUUGUAUAAGGAAAAAGUGUAAAGACUUGUAAAUAAAUGUAAUGAAUUACUUUCCUUUUUAAAUACGAGCAAUAAAGGGCCUUUUCAAACGAGGCUGUGCAUGUCUUGUGCCUCAUAAAGAAA